CCGCGGUCCGCUCGAUGCUCUUCUCCGUCUCGCCGCCGCGCUCUCCCCCCUCCGCCUUCCCUCCCCACCUUCUAUCGCGUCGCCGCGCUCUCCUCCCCCACCUUCGGUGGCCUCGCCGAGCUCCUCUCCUCCUUCCCGCGGCGACGGAUUGAGUUCAAACUUGGACCUUUGAGUUCAAGCCGGCGACGGAUUCCGUCGAUGCGAGGCCUUCACCGCCGCCAAGCUCCUGGCGCCGGUGGCCGUGAGCUUCAAGGGAGACCCCAUCCUCUCUCCCUCCCAGAUCCACCACGCAGCUCGCUCGCGCGCCGGGAUACCGACGCCAUGGAGGACGCUGCUCCACCCCUGCUUCGCUCCGUGCCCCCGGUGCUAUGGAGGACGCCGCUCCACCCCUGCUCCAGCCUCAAGGGUACCCCAGGUUCAAUUCGUGGUGUGAUCUUGAGAUGCCCAAUUCCUUUUCCCAGCCAGCCCUAUAGACCUCAUCAGGAAGUUACCCAAACCUUUGCUUGCACAUCGGACGGCGGGCUUCCUAUGCGCGUGCCGAAGCGUCUCCGGGGUUCAGUUUUCUGCCUCCUCUGUUCUGUUGGACUCUGUUCUUCAGCCUAAAUAAACAUGCUCCGCUUCAGCUCUCUUCACCGCUGCAUAGGAGAUGGGACAUACGACCUCUAUUUGUUUACAGAGGGAGUAUAUAAAAACAUAAAUGGCACCAAUAAUUAUGUAUCGAUUAUUUGCUGCAUGUUGAUUAGUCCUGUUACUAUUAUUCCUGUUACAACAUGAAAAAGUUGAUUGGUUAAUCUCAGUGUCCAGCCACAGUAUAGAUCCUUGCUCAAGUUGCCUCAUGUCCAGCCAUUGUGCCUUUUCAGUUUAC
Messenger RNA from Triticum dicoccoides, 865 nucleotides. RefSeq lists its product as uncharacterized. Lineage: Eukaryota; Viridiplantae; Streptophyta; Magnoliopsida; Poales; Poaceae. The record is from RefSeq and is a predicted model, not a curated record. The coding region runs from base 199 to 603 and encodes 134 amino acids. The transcript is spliced from 2 exons.